Trichoplax adhaerens is the source of this 1611-nucleotide messenger RNA. RefSeq lists its product as uncharacterized. NCBI's taxonomy places the organism in Eukaryota, Metazoa, Placozoa, Uniplacotomia, Trichoplacea, Trichoplacidae. The record is from RefSeq and is a predicted model, not a curated record. Gene Ontology annotation, molecular function: protein binding; ubiquitin-protein transferase activity. The transcript has 13 exons. Bases 1 to 1611 code for a protein of 536 amino acids. Gene Ontology annotation, biological process: protein ubiquitination.
AUGGCGCACAUAGUAUCGCAUUCAACGUUUGAAGACGGCGGACAGAUGAAGGACGCAUGUAGACGAUUGUACAAUACAACUGGACCACAGAAAUCGACUACAGUACAGCAUAAAAAAGAAAUGGCUGCUGCUAAUUUAUUAGCUACACUGACUGCUCCAUCGGAGAUCAACAGUCUAAGUUUCUCACCCGUACGUAACUUAUUAGCUAUUGCUUAUGGGAAUAAAACAGUUGGCAUUUACGAUGUCAAUGGCAAGGAGAUCGGAGAAAAUCCCAUCUCUCCCUUAAUUGGCCAUACCUAUGCGGUCAAUACAUGUUGUUUUUCAUCCUUUGGUACCAUGUUAGCGUCGGGCGCUACAGAUUAUGCCGUCUGUUUAUGGGAUAUUAAAUCGGGUGGUAAUAUCGCUUCAUUUGAAAAUCAUACCAAUGCCAUACGUAAAGUGGUCUUUUCACCCAAUUCCUCCUUGUUAGCAUCAGCAUCAGGCGAUCAAACCAUCAAAGUUUGGGAAAUGUCACGAAGAAAAUUACUACGAUCAUUACAAGGCCAUGAUACAACCGUUAAUACGUGUUGUUUUACACCGGAUAGUAAUUAUAUUGUAUCAGGUGCAUUUGAUGGCCAUAUUAAAUUAUGGCAAGCCUCCUCUGGCCGUUGUUUACAGACUGAGUUUGAUUGCCACGAUUUAGGCGUUAAUGAUUGCCAGUUCUCUCCUACUUUUGGAUCAGCAUCUGAAGCUUAUCAAGAAAACCUCAAGACAAUAAAUGGAACCAUUCACUAUCUUCUAGCGACUUGCGGUUCUGACAUGUUUGUAAAACUAUGGGAUGUUUAUAUAGACCGGCAAGCUGAUACUUAUAAUAUCACUAAAAGGGGCGACUUAUCCGGUCAUCAGUCAACAGUCUGGUGCGCCAUAUUUUCUCCAAAUGGUAAAUUAUUGGCAUCAGGAUCCGGAGAUAGAUCGGUCAUUAUUUGGAAUCCGCUCCAUGGUGAAGCUCUACAGAAAUUAACCGCACAUACUAGUUUUGUUACCUCCUGUGCAUUCUCUAUGGAUAAUUCUAUCCUUGUAACUGGUUCGAACGAUCGAACCCUCAAAAUUUGGCAGAUAAAUAUACAUCAAGAAUCAAAUUCUAUACGAAGUCAACAAGCAAAUGAUGGAAAGUCGAAAGCAAUCGCCUCGUUACAAGCCAUGACCCUUGACGACACUUGCAAUUGGCUAAAAACAAUCGGAAUGGAAAGAUAUGAAAAACAAUUCCGCCAUCAUCAAAUCAGUGGGUCUAUUUUACCAACACUAACAUCAAUUUCCCUUAUGCGCGAUCUCAGUAUUGAACCUCUCGGACAUCGUAAUCAAAUUCUAAGAGCAAUUCAAGAAUUAAAGGAUCGCUUAGAUAAUUCAAUUCCUGAUGAAUUCCUUUGCCCUAUUUCCAGAGAAGUGAUGACAGAUCCUGUGGUUGCAUCAGACGGUUACUCGUAUCAGAGGCAAGCUAUCGAAUCUUGGCUGAAUGGAGGUAAUCGUUUAACAAGCCCAAUGACUAAUGCUCCACUGAAUGCAUCUCUUUUAAUUCCUAACAAAACUCUAAAAUCUCUUAUUCAAAAAUAUCUUGACGGUGAUAGAAGUUAA